Messenger RNA from Talpa occidentalis (Iberian mole), 1785 nucleotides. RefSeq names its product cytochrome c oxidase assembly factor 4 homolog, mitochondrial. Gene Ontology annotation, biological process: mitochondrial respiratory chain complex IV assembly. Gene Ontology annotation, cellular component: mitochondrial intermembrane space. The coding region runs from base 116 to 370 and encodes 84 amino acids. The record is from RefSeq and is a predicted model, not a curated record. NCBI's taxonomy places the organism in Eukaryota, Metazoa, Chordata, Mammalia, Eulipotyphla, Talpidae. The transcript has 2 exons.
UGCUUCCGCUUCCGCGCCCCCCGCAAGAGGCUGGUUCCCGGCUGGAGGAGCAGGAGAUCUUCAGCUGCUUGCAGCUCCCCGCGUUCGGGUCCUCUUCUGUUCGAUUUUCCCCAAGAUGUCAACUCAAGGCCAUACCUGGACCCGACAGGAAAAGAAGGGAGGUGAGGAAGAGGACCCCCUAGAUCAGCUGAUCUCCCGCUCUGGCUGUGCUGCUUCCCACUAUGCAGUGCAGGAGUGCAUGGCUCAGCACCAGGACUGGCGACAGUGCCAACCACAGGUGCAAGCCUUCAAGGACUGCAUGAGUGAGCAGCAAGCAAGGCGGCGGGAGGAUCUGCAAAGGAGGAAAGGGCAAACCAAUGCCCAGCACUGAGACCCCAAACCUCCUAGCCCCAGAGAACAGCCCUACAAACACAAGCACCAGAGAGAUCAUAGGAAGAACAAGUCCUAAGCUGUGGAACUAGGAACCAGCAUGUAAAACUUGAGGACAGUCUUGGCAAGCCAGGCUGCCAUGGAUUUAGACAUGACUACCAUAAAGAACUGUCGUGUUUUCAUGGUGAGAUCUCACACAUCUUCAUCCAUCUUGUCCUACGGUAUUCAAUAUUAACGAUUUUUCCCAUGUGAAACAGAGUAGGGUUAGGGAUGCUCUCCUACUCUGCAUCUUGGGUCAGUGUGCCAAAUACAGAACUCAUUGUUUGUGUGUUUAAUUUUUGUUUAGUAUUUAUUUUAUUUAUGCAUACAAGAACUGGGGAUGUAGGCCAGAGAUGUGGGGGCAAGGUGGGGCGGGUAAGAGGAUUCACCAGAGACAGAGCGGGGAGCAGAACAGGUGGAUCUACUGAAAUACACUGCUGAGGGGAGCAGCAGGAGAGACAGGAGAGGCUGCUGUGCCACGUGGGUUAGCUCCCUGGCUGGGGAUUGACCUCAUGCCUCAGUGGCUGGUAAUAGCUUGAUAGCACUGAGACUUUAACACUUGCGCCACCAGGGAGGCCCCUUGGAUGUUUAAUUUAAAAGUAAACUCACAAUCAAGAGGUAAAUUGCUUACCUAAUUAGGUCUUUAUUUAUUUAGCUACUGGUUCAACGACAAGAAGUUUUCUGAGACCUUCCCAAGUGCCAGGCCCUGUGUUGGAAACUGAUGAAAAAUAUGAUCGCUGCUUUAAUGUCAUUUGGUAUAGUUUGAAAAAUAAAGCAACACUGGAACAACUAAUUUCGUGACAAUGAUAUAAGUACCUUUCAUUAGUUCUGGAUGUUUUCAUUCUGCCUAAUAGAAGGAAGGAAGUAAAUGAGAAGACAAACUGAGUGCCUCUAUAUGCCAGACUCUGUUGUAUUAACAUAGUUUUUUGGUCUCAGUGUUUUCCCAGCUCAACAAACAUAAUAUUGGCCUGACGGUCAAAAAGUAAACAGUAUAUUCACACUAUGAAAAACUAUCUAGCCAUCAGGAAAGAUGAAAGGUUGGCCUUUACAGCAAAAUGGAAGGAGUUGGAACUAUGUGUAGAAAAGCAAGUGAGAAUUACAGACAAAUACUGCACAUUUAUACAGUAGAUGAUUCAUCAAAGCAAAUGACAUAGAAGAAAGGGUAGGAGCAUGGAGAACAGGGAGGGCUGGAUGUUUUGGUGUUGGGAGAGCGAUGGUAACCACACCUGAGGGGGGAAAUCCUAUACUGUGAAAAUAUUAAUGAGGAUGUAAAACAAUAAAAGGAUGCUUUGAGGAAGACAAUAUGGAGUCAUUCACAUUUCUUCAAUGGUACCUUAAAGAAGCAGGAGAAAGAUCUUUCUAGUAAAACAAAAUCCA